AUGCCCUACCUCGCGAAUCCCUCUCUCCAGGUCACCGCCGACCACCAGAUCAAGCUCGUCGAAGCCCCUGUUCACGAGCCGGGCAAGGGCGAGGUCCUCGUUCAUAUCAAAGCGACGGGAGUCUGCGGCUCAGACAUUCAUUUCUGGAAAACCGGUCGCAUCGGCGAGCUGAUCUUCCACGGCGACUGCAUCAUCGGCCAUGAAGCGGCGGGCGUUGUCCUGAAAUGCGGAGAGGGUGUCACAGAUCUGCAACCAGGCGACCGCGUCGCCAUCGAACCAGGCGUCCCCUGCGAAAACUGCUUCCUUUGCGACGAGGGACGGUACAAUCUCUGUGAGGACGUCGCAUUCGCCGGGGUCUACCCUUAUGCAGGCACAAUCCAACGCUACAAAGUCCACCCGGCCAAAUGGCUACAUAAACUCCCCCCUAGCCUGUCCUACCUCGACGGCGCCCUCCUCGAACCCCUCAGUGUCGUCAUGCGCGGUAUUCAAGUUGCGCAACUCGAACUCGGCCGCGGCGUCGUCAUCUGCGGCGCCGGGCCUAUCGGCCUGAUCGCGGCCGCAGCAGCGCGCGCAUCAGGCGCCCACCCGGUCGUAAUCACAGACAUCGAUCCCAGCCGUCUGUCCUUCGCAAGGCGGUUUCUCCCUACCAUCCAGACAUACCAGAACAAUCCGACACUCGACGCACAAGGGAACGCCAAAGCAAUCCGCGCGUUAUUUGGAGACAACGAGUACAAUGCCCCAGACCGGGUCCUCGAAUGCACCGGCGUCGAAAGCAGCAUCUGCACAGCGGCGUACACGGCUCGGAGAGGCGGUCUUGUUGUUGUCGUUGGUGUCGGCAAGGAAAUCAUCAACAAUGUCCCGUUUAUGCAUCUGUCCCUCGCAGAGAUCGAUCUCAAGUUCAUCAACCGCUAUCGCGAUACAUGGCCGCGCGCAAUUUCGUGCAUGGCUGCCGGAAUCAUAACGGAUCUGAAGCCGUUAAUCAGCCAUACGUUUCCGCUGGAACGAGCGGACGAGGCGCUCGAGCUGUGUGCUGACAUGGGGCGGCCAAGCAUUAAAGUAACGAUUGUGGAUGAGGGCGAUGCGACGGUGUAG
Messenger RNA from Aspergillus nidulans FGSC A4, 1092 nucleotides. RefSeq names its product L-arabinitol 4-dehydrogenase-like protein ladC. Lineage: Eukaryota; Fungi; Ascomycota; Eurotiomycetes; Eurotiales; Aspergillaceae. Bases 1 to 1092 code for a protein of 363 amino acids. Gene Ontology annotation, molecular function: zinc ion binding; oxidoreductase activity, acting on the CH-OH group of donors, NAD or NADP as acceptor; oxidoreductase activity. The transcript is spliced from 3 exons. The record is from RefSeq and is a predicted model, not a curated record.